Messenger RNA from Zygotorulaspora mrakii, 729 nucleotides. RefSeq lists its product as uncharacterized. The transcript has a single exon. Lineage: Eukaryota; Fungi; Ascomycota; Saccharomycetes; Saccharomycetales; Saccharomycetaceae. The record is from RefSeq and is a predicted model, not a curated record. The coding region runs from base 1 to 729 and encodes 242 amino acids.
AUGCCGAUGUCAGCUCAGGGACCGCGCAAGCGCGGAUUCUCAAUCUAUCAGGAUAAUCAUAGCGAUAACGUUACCAGCUCAAGCUCGAGAAAUAAAUUGCGACCUUUACGAGAAAAAAAUUGCAACAUCUCAUCAUUACUUAGUGCAUCCAAGAGUAUGAAAUCAGAAGUAAGUAAAAGUCACAAUCCUUCAAAGAGGGCUAAUACACCACUUUUAUCCGCAUUCCCUCGAGAGAUCAAGUUGCUGCCUUCAAGAAUUACUGAGAAAGAGCCAAAUAAAAACAAGGUACACCUGAGUACUUUUCUUAGUGAUUAUGCAGUCGUAAAGCACCUCAAAGAAUCUAACCAUUUGGACCCAAAGGAAAGGCCAUAUCACGUGCGACAUAUUCCUCAGAUAUUGAAUACGAGUGCAAAUGAUCCGUCAUCUUUGGUUACGGCACUUUCAGUAGCAUUAUCCAAUCUCAGUACCAGGCUUCAGGUUUCUAAAUUAGAUAAGCAGUUCAAUGAGUUGAUUGAAGUGGAUCAAUUGAGUUUAUUAUCUCCGCACGAAAUUAAGGUCAGAACGAAACAAUCGGACGAUGAAGAUUCAAUGUUGCUUAUACUGCAUAGUAUGGAACCUUUGCGAGAAUCAAAUUUAGCAAGAUUUUUGAAAUCAAGAUUGGCUGUAAAUUCAGAAUGCUAUUUAAAAAUAUGCAAUAUUACAUGGUGUUUAUGUUGGAAAUUCUUUUAA